Anguilla anguilla (European eel) is the source of this 4311-nucleotide messenger RNA. It is a transcript of the gene gabrb1, whose product is annotated as gamma-aminobutyric acid type A receptor subunit beta1. Gene Ontology annotation, molecular function: neurotransmitter receptor activity; GABA-A receptor activity; extracellular ligand-gated monoatomic ion channel activity. The record is from RefSeq and is a predicted model, not a curated record. Gene Ontology annotation, biological process: signal transduction; monoatomic ion transmembrane transport; regulation of membrane potential. Bases 738 to 2168 code for a protein of 476 amino acids. The transcript is spliced from 9 exons. Gene Ontology annotation, cellular component: neuron projection; membrane; synapse. Lineage: Eukaryota; Metazoa; Chordata; Actinopteri; Anguilliformes; Anguillidae.
UUACUCUUUCCCCUGUUUUCACCCUGGGUGGUCAGAACUGUUAACUGCUAGUCACGCAACGUCAUUUAACUUGCUGCCGGCGCCGUCUUCAUUCCUGUGUGUGUGUGCGCGUGUGUGUGUAUGUGUGUGCGUGUGCAGUGCGAUUUUUACUGCCUCUGCUAGGCUGCACUCUAACAAAUAAUUUAAACUUGAUUGCCAAAACGCAACGUGCUGGUAAUGGACGAUGAGAGCUCUCGAGCCUGCGGGUGAAGCCGGAGAACAUGCGCAGCUUCCAAAACGUGCUUGUGUUCCAGGAUUGUCCUGUGCACAGCUGAUGAAAGGUGGACAGCAGGCUGCUUUGAAUGCCACUAUUCUUUAAGAGCGUCGGUCUUACAGCACAAGAAGACCUCGUGCAAAUCUGAUCCGGACACUCCUGCGUUUGAUGAAAUGGUCAAAUUGGCCGAAGGGAAUCAGUUCUGACCAGCAUAUUGAUUCAGUUCUGUAACUACGUCCACAACCUCAGUGCUAACUACACGGCAGCGAAUAAAACGCGCGUAAAACGUGGACAUAUUUAUUUACAUGUGCAUUUUUUUCUUUUUAUUUACGAAAGGUGUAAAAUAGUUUCCAAGAGAUAAGUGUGGUUUGAUGUUUUUAAACCGCGCGCGUGCGUUGCGGUUGUCGGAAUCGCUGUGCUGUCUAGUCCGAAGUUGCGUCCCUUUAAUCUUCGCAGAAAGUCGUUUCUUUUAUCAAAGUUAGGAAUGUGGACGGUUGGAGACAGAGGACGUUACGGGAUUUUGUCGCUUUCCCUGACGGUCGCCAUGGUCUGCUGUGCUCAGAGCGCAAAUGAGCCGAGCAACAUGUCAUAUGUGAAAGUCACCGUGGACAAAUUGCUCAAAGGAUAUGACAUUCGGUUAAGGCCUGAUUUCGGAGGUGCCCCUGUAGAUGUCGGAAUGAGCAUAGACAUCGCAAGCAUCGACAUGGUCUCAGAAGUUAAUAUGGACUACACCAUCACCAUGUACUUCUUGCAGUCGUGGAGGGACAGGCGGCUGUCCUACACGGGGAUCCCCCUCAACCUCACGCUGGACAACAGGGUUGCCGACCAGCUCUGGGUCCCCGACACCUACUUCAUCAACGACAAGAAGUCUUUCGUGCACGGCGUCACCGUCAAGAACCGCAUGAUCCGCCUGCACCCCGACGGUACCGUGCUCUACGGCCUCAGGAUCACCACUACUGCAGCCUGUAUGAUGGAUCUGCGCCGGUACCCUCUGGAUGAGCAGAACUGCACGCUGGAGAUUGAGAGCUAUGGCUACACUACCGACGACAUCGAGUUCUACUGGCAGGGCGGGAGUUCGGUCACCGGCGUGGACAACAUCGAGCUUCCUCAGUUCUCCAUCAUGAACUACAGGACUCUGUCCAAGAACGUGGUGUUUGCCACAGGCUCGUACCCGAGGCUGUCCCUCAGCUUCAAGCUGAAGAGGAACAUCGGCUACUUCAUCCUGCAGACCUACAUGCCCUCUAUCCUGAUCACCAUCCUAUCCUGGGUCUCCUUCUGGAUCAACUAUGAUGCGUCAGCCGCCCGGGUGGCCCUAGGCAUAACGACGGUCCUGACCAUGACCACCAUAAACACACACCUGCGCGAGACCCUGCCCAAGAUCCCCUACGUGAAGGCCAUCGACAUCUACCUGAUGGGCUGCUUCGUCUUCGUCUUCCUGGCGCUGCUGGAGUACGCCUUCGUCAACUACAUCUUCUUCGGGCGGGGCCCCCACCUGCAGAAGAAGGUGGCGGAGAAGGCCGCCAAAGCCAACAACGAGAAGAACCGGCUGGAGGCCAACAAGGUGCAGGUGGACGCUCACGGCAACAUCCUCCUGACCAAACUGGAGAUCCAGAACGAGGUGAGCGGCUCGGACAUGCUGGCGGGCCUGGGCGACCCGCGGGCCACCAUGUUCUCCUACGACAGCGCCAGCAUCCAGUACCGGAAGCCCCUGGCCAGCCGGGACCUGUACGGCAGGCCCGCGGCCGACCGGCCCGCCGCGCACAAGAAGGGCCGCCUGCGGAGGAGGGCGUCCCAGCUCAAGGUCAAGAUCCCCGACCUCACGGACGUCAACGCCAUCGACAAGUGGUCCCGGGUCAUCUUCCCCAUAACCUUCACCUUCUUCAACCUGGUCUACUGGCUGUAUUACGUUCACUAGUGCGGCCACUGCUCCGGCCAAUCGCCCUGCUCCAUUUCCCCUUUAUUUAUUUGGGUUUUAUUUACACUCGAUACCUAAUGGACUGCCAUGUGAUAAACAAUAACUACAAUAUGAAUAUAUAGUGGUGAGGCAAGUAUCAUAUUCAGCCAGUGUUAAUUCAUUCAACUUGUCAUAAAUUUACUUCGAAAACGGGGUAUGCAAAAAUGUUUCUUUUCACUGUAAAUAUGUAUUUAGAUAAUGGGAAAUAAUGGGAAAAAAAUUUAACCAAUAACUAAAGACUAAUAAUUUACCUUUCCUGUCACUGUGUCCCAUCACAUCAGUAGCAUAGCAUAAAUGAACGUGGAUUUUAUAACGGAGAAACCGCAGAAUAUCCUUUUGAGGUAAUUGGUGAUAAAGACUGCCGAUACCGAUCGAAAAUAUUGCCAAAAUGGACGAUGUGACUACAUUAAGCUGCGAUGAGGACUAGGGGAAUUCCAUUCUCAUUAUAGUAGCUGUUUCUUGUUCUGCGUGUGAUUAAAACACCAUUAUAUAUGUUUUCAAAACAAUAAUAGAAUGCUGAAUCCAGUGUGGUAUCGUGUUACCGAUGUCCUAUGAAAAAAAAAAAAAAGGAAAUUGUCUAAGCCAGUGCUGAAAUUCCAUCUCAUCAUCCAGAGGUGGCACCUGGUGUCUUUUCUGUUUGUUUAUUUUUUGUGUGACACAUGAUUAGCUGCGGCUUCCAAAUAAUUUGUACAGCCAUCACUCGAUUGCAAAUGCAAAUUACUUUUCCUGUUUUUUUGCCGUCUGCUCAUUUCCUCCAUCCUAAAGAUUGUGAGAUCAGUAGUUUGAUGCCUAGCUCGUUUAUCUAAAAACCAUUCCGUGUUUUUGGAGAGAGAGAAAAUAUAUAUAGCAUUUAAAUAUAUGACUGAUAUCAAUUGGAAUUUACUAAUCGCAAAAGUUUAGAUAAAUUUGUAUGUAUUCUCACAGUGUCUGUGAGUAUGUAAAUUUUAAUUUUCUUUAAAAGAAAUCAGGUAUAGAAUGACUUAUGAUGUCACCAUGCCAUGCUUUCAGAAAUCAUAUAGAGAAUACAUAGACCCUUUUAAUAUUAUAUAUAUCAUAUUGUUCCUGUUUCAAAUGAAUCCAGCCUACGGAGUUCUCAGAGGGACCCCUAGAUUUGUAGAUCUGUCAAUUAAAAUUCUUUGAUUUGACUGUUCCUCAGAGAAACAUAACAAUUAGGCUUGUAAAUAAGGAAGUUUGAUAUCCUCUGUUUGAAAUCCCCGUUGCCAUAUGAGACUGCACUUUAAUACGAUCACAUUUAUUUGUACCAUCUUAAUUAUAAUUGCUUCGCGAGAUACCUCAAGGCAUUCAGUCUGACAAGACGAUUCAUUAAUGUGCAAAUAUGAAUCUUGCUUUGUGUCUGACACUAUUUUCAAAGGGGUGCGUCUAGUCCCAGAACAUCUUUACUGAGUCAACUUAUAAGAUUGACUUUAAGCACAAACAACACUCUUGAGUGUAGGACUGAAUAAGAACUGAAGUGAAUUUUGAAACUGAACAGAUAAGAGAUGAAGAGACUGAUCAGAUCCCUCUGUGAAUACCACCGGUGGGACAGGGGAGAAGCAGGGGCCUGCUCCCAAAUCUGUUUCCAGACCCAUGGAAUCCCUGAAGGUGUCCUACUGGGGUAUUCAGCAAAAAAAAAGUUCCAUUUUAACAACAUUUUGUUUAUGUUCUCAUAAUUCCUAAGUCACAUGCAGUAUUUCAAACUUUCAGGGUCUAGCCUUCCUGUGGCAACAUUAGCGCUUUUGUGCAUCGUUAAUUUGAUAACGGCCCAUUUUCGCAUCAAACUGAUUAUUUGGGUUCGGAGGGGGGACGCAGGAACAUCUUUUGUUCAGAAGCCUCAAUUAUUCUCAACCCUAAAACUGGCAGUGCAGUUUCACUGGCAAGGCAACUGUAUCUGGAGUAGUGGCCCAUCAGACACUAUAUGUGUUACCAUGGUUUCACAGGGGGAAAAAAAACAGAACAACUGAAAAACAAGGCAAACCCAGCGAUGCUUACAUGGGACGCAGCAAAUAUCAACUCACUCUCCUUCCUCACGGCUGAAUAUUGUGCCUUCAGAAAAGAAUCAACAGUAUUUUCACAGGGUUAAAACUUAUUACCAGUGUUUAGAGUU